AUGUCACAUUCUCUCUCCUUCACGCCCAUCUCGACGGCUCUGCCCCUUGAGAUCAUCGAGCACAUCCUCGAGUACAUCGGGGAAGACAGCGACGAAAAUACACUGCGCGCAUGUGCUCUACUCUAUGUCCGCCGUGUGCACAUCGCGUCUUGUUGCCAACGGUGGCUCGAUGAUUCGCCACUCCUCGAAGAUUCACCACUCCCCGCGACUUUACUCAACAUCGUAGUUUCCAAGGGGCGGCUCACGACGUUCGAGCUGCAGCGCAGCGGCCAGGUGACGAUCCACUGGGCCAAGCUCCAUUCGCUCCUGCGACAGGCUGUCUGUAUCGUCCUUCGCCAGAAAACGGUGAUAGACCUCCGCCUGGGGGGCAUACGCAAUAUACCUCUGGGACCUGUAGUCUUGCUCUGCCAGGGCAUCAGGAGGCUCACCCUCGAUUAUACGACCUUCGUGCUCCCAGAGACGACGAUCAUGGCCAACGUGGCGAGUAUCCCUCUCGAGGUGCGCGAUUACGAUCUCGCGGAUAUUGCACAACAGGCUGCCGGCUCUCUGGGUCCCGUUUACGCUCGUCAGCGCUCGUUUAAUGAGGAUUGA
This is a messenger RNA of Cyclocybe aegerita, 591 nucleotides long. Lineage: Eukaryota; Fungi; Basidiomycota; Agaricomycetes; Agaricales; Hemipholiotaceae. The record is from the annotation of a GenBank genome assembly.